Serinus canaria (Common canary) is the source of this 3058-nucleotide messenger RNA. RefSeq names its product insulin like growth factor binding protein 3 (gene IGFBP3). NCBI's taxonomy places the organism in Eukaryota, Metazoa, Chordata, Aves, Passeriformes, Fringillidae. Gene Ontology annotation, cellular component: extracellular region. Gene Ontology annotation, molecular function: insulin-like growth factor II binding; insulin-like growth factor I binding; fibronectin binding. The transcript is spliced from 4 exons. Gene Ontology annotation, biological process: regulation of insulin-like growth factor receptor signaling pathway. Bases 1 to 858 code for a protein of 285 amino acids. The record is from RefSeq and is a predicted model, not a curated record.
AUGGUGCCGCGGCCCGGCGUUCUGUGGGCAGUGGCGGCGGCGGCGCUGGCGCUGCUGGUCCGGCGGGCGGCGGCGGCGCUGGCGGGGCCGGUGGUCCGCUGCGAGCCUUGCGACGCGCGGGCGCUGCAGCAGUGCAAGCCCCUGCAGCCCGACUGCGCCGAGCGGGUGCGGGAGCCGGGCUGCGGCUGCUGCCUCACCUGCGCCCUGCGCCUGGGGCAACCCUGCGGCAUCUACACGGAGCGCUGCGGCGCGGGGCUCAGCUGCCAGCCGCGGCGGGAAGAGGCGCGGCCGCUGCAGGCGCUGCUCGAGGGCCGCGGACUCUGCACCAACGCUACGGCGGGCAGCAAGCUGCGGGCCUUCCUGCUGCCGGGACCGCACGCUGCAGGAAACUUCAGUGAUUCAGAAGAAGACAGGAGUACCAGCAGCGUAGAAAAUCUGGCCAUUCCAAACUCUCACAGGGUGCCAGAUUCCAAGUCACAUCCACCACACAUCAAAAUAGAUAUCAUCAGGAAAGUGCAAGCCAAAGAUACACAACGCUAUAAAGUUGAAUAUGAUUCACAGAGUACGGAUACAUUGAAUUUCUCUUCUGAAUCCAAACAAGAGACUGAAUAUGGUCCAUGUCGUAGAGAAAUGGAAGACACUUUAAACCACCUAAAGAUCCUGAAUGUCUUGAGUCCCAGGGGCUUUCAUAUUCCAAAUUGUGACAAGAAGGGAUUCUACAAGAAAAAGCAAUGUCGCCCAUCCAAAGGCCGAAAAAGAGGUUAUUGCUGGUGCGUGGAUAAAUACGGACAGCCACUUCCUGGGUAUGAUGGGAAGGGAAAAGGAGAUGUCCACUGCUAUAACUUGGAAAGCAAAUGAGGAUUGGGUGCUAGCUCUUCUGGCAUCUGUGCAUGGCCACUGGACCUCACAGAGACCUUGGAGGGGCUGGGCACACACUCUGGGACUGCACUGUCUGUGGAGUAACAAGCUCUGCUUCCUGCAGCAGAUGGGGAAUUGCAGCUUCUGUGGAUGCUGCUGCAGCUGCACCCUGCCACUAACACACCUCGAGCUUCCUAUGGGAUGUAUAGGGACCUCUGAAUUCCCAUGUAAACCUGCACUAUUGAUACCCAGAGAGAGAAAAAAAAGGCACUUCAGAAUGGAAUCAGGGAGUCUCCACUGACUUUUUAAAGAAUGGCCUGUGACCAAUUAGAUCCCAAAAGAUACUGGGUUUUUCAUUUUAAAUAAUUUAUAGACGUUAAGCCUGUAAAAGUAUUAAAAAGAAGAACAAAACCAAAAAACCCACAAGGACUUAAACAUAAAGCUUUUUUUACAGGUCUGAUGGGAAACUUGUCUCCACGGGUAAAAAGUUUUAUAAAAAUCUCAAAGAACUUUUUAAAGAAAUGUAUUUCUAAGAUAAAGACAUGGCUAUUUUUUUCUGUAAAAUAUAUUAUGAAUAUUCUGUUAGUCUCUAUUUAAUAUAAUUGUUUUUUUAUAAACUUUAUUUAAAUGUAACAUGUGAAUACCAAAUAUUACACAGUAAUUCUAGUGUAUACAUCUGUAUGCAAAGAGAAAGUGAGGUUAUGGAAUGAUUUACAAAUACGUUUAGCUCUCUAUGUGUACACACUGACCUGUUCUAGGUAAGAGAAAUGAAUUUUUGGAGCAAAGGAAGUGUUUCCAGAAGGGAUUGAGUUUUAUUAUUUGAUAUAAGUACAAAUGCCAAGAUAAUAUUUUUUUUAAAUUAUUUUAUUGAUAAUUCUAAUGUACCCAUCACUGAAUUAUGCCACUGGAAAGGAUAACAGUCGCACUGAAGCUCUUGGUAAAGCUUUCUUCUGUCUGUACGUUGCUUCAGUUGUGCAACAGGGCUUACAUUUCCUUCAUUUACUGCUCACACUAAUACAGAAUAUUCACGGACAAAAAAUUGCCAUUACAGUACUACUCUUUGUAUUUGCUUAUUUAUUUUGAAAAGGUGUAUCUAUUCUGUGUUGUCUUGGUACAUUCUACCAAAGCACUUACUCUGUAUGAGGAACUCCUGUUGAAAGCAAUGUCAACAAGAUGGGGGGAUUGCAGACCCUGGGUGUUGAAACCCACGUGUUUCAUUUAUGCGACACACAAUUGUUGCUUGCUUUGACUAUGGUAGAAAUCAUUUGCCUGCAUCUAAGCAUAGAAAAAGAACCAUUGGGUUUAAAUAGCUAAAUUCACUGUCUGUCACAGUGUUAUAUGUCUUUUUAAUUGGAAGAGAAGUGAUUUGGUUUUCUUGUGGUAUGUGAUGCUUUCACAUAAGGAAGGCUUCGGCAACAUUUUUUUUUGAGGCUGAUUGUUUGAUGUACUUUGUGAAAAAUUCUGUAUGACAAUGAAAUCUGGAUAAGGGAAGGUGGCCUGUGAAAUGUAUCAUCUCUCUGGAAAAUAAUGCCAUAUUUUGUAUAUGUAUUUAUUUAUAUAUUUUAUAUAAAUAUUUUAUAUAUUUAUAUAAAUAUAUAUUCUUAUAUGUCUCACUAUAAAUUUUUGAUGUCACUGUAGAAAAAAGAAGCCAUCAACACUGUAAUUCCUUGUUGGGUUGGGAAUUCCAUGAAGACUAUGGACAUUGGGUUUUCACCUGCUGGGGCUAGGCAGUGUGUUGAUGGAGGAGGGGCUGUGGUGCUGAGGAGCCCAUUCCUCUCCCACUGCCUGAAUUACAACCAUGCUUGUUCCUGCCAGCAAAGGCAAAUGUCUAGAAACUCUGACAUGGAAGGAUUUGGAAAUGCAGCUUGCCAGGAUUGAGGCAUCCCAUCACUAUAACUCAGAUAUUUAAAGCCUUACCCUGAAAUGUAUUAGCUGAACAGCACUAUGAGUGUUCUCCACAUCUUUCCAAUUUCUGUCUAAUGAAAUGAGUUCAUAUCAUCAUUAAAACUGAAAUUUUAUAAUCUCAUGGUAAGAAAAAAAUUGUUUGUGAAGUGAUGCUUACUUCAGGCUAAUACAGGUUUCCUGAAACAAGGUUACAGAAAGCUUUGUGAAGUGAAGAUUUGUUGCAAUAUUUUUACUGCUAAAGCAGAUUUAAUGCCUGCAAGGAUUGGUUGGCAAAAUAAUAAAUGAUGGGCUUUUA